AUGAUGAACAAAACACCAAGAACUUUCUCAAAAGAAAACAUCAUUCGCAUCAUCAGCAAAACUGACAUCAUCCCCGAGGACUUGUUUGAGAUUAUGGGAGAAAUUAACGAAAAAGUAUUAACCCAAACUCCCAGAAUUCCAAAAACCAAACCAAAUAUGAUGAUUCUCUCUACUCAAGAUCAUGAUUACGAAGAAACUCUAAACUCUCUCUUUAAAUAUGGUAUCAGUACUGGAACUUUUAUUGCAUCACCAGGAACCUUGCAACCAGGUGAAGGUCUCUUUAAAGUUGAAUACAAGAGCCCAAACAAAACCAAUGUUCAAGAGAAAAUUGGCAUACUCAUUCAUAUCUUGAGAACCCAUGCAGUCAGUUCAAUCUACGCGAAUCUCUAUGUCAGCAAUGAUACAUUCUCCCUCUUAGUUGGACACACUGACAAGAAUGUGAUCACUACCAUUGUCAAUAGCAGCCAAGGCGUGUUUGUAGAAAUUCCAAAGCCUUUCAUUUCAAAAAACAGUGAGGAGUACUAUAAAAGUGGUGUAUGCUAUUUCCCAGAAGCAACAUCACCCAAUGACAUUAAGGAAGCAGUUAAGAAAUCACUUGAAAAUUCUCCCGUUAAUUUUGAUGAAAACAAGCUCAUCAUCACAAAACUUAAAUCGAGUUACUCUUCCGGUGGUUACUAUUACAAAGUCAUUUAUAUUUGCAACAACCAAGUGGAGUUAACACAGUUGUGUCAAAAGUGGGUGCCCUUAAUGAUCAAAAAUUCUCCGGCAUCUAAUUAUCAAAUCAUCAAAAAAUUUAAACCAUUAGCAGAACAAAGAGAUAGCACAACUUCAUUUAAACGGUUACAGGGUGACAGCGAACGAUUAGGACCUGUUAAGGAAUUAGAAAUGAAACUUGCACAGCAUGACCAGAAAAUACGAGAAAUGAAGACAACAAUGGACUCUAUUCAAAAGGAUAUUGAUGAAAUGAAACAAGUUCUCUCAAAAUUGCCAGAAACAAUUCAUCAAUCUGUGUCUUCCUAUGAUCGUUUCAUGAGAAUAAGACCAACUGGACAAUUAUUCUUUUUACCUUAA
Messenger RNA from Naegleria lovaniensis, 1071 nucleotides. RefSeq lists its product as uncharacterized. Bases 1 to 1071 code for a protein of 356 amino acids. The record is from RefSeq and is a predicted model, not a curated record. NCBI's taxonomy places the organism in Eukaryota, Heterolobosea, Eutetramitea, Acrasida, Naegleriidae. The transcript has a single exon.